AUGGGAAAUGUUGGAAGCCGGUUGGAUGACUCGGGGAGUCUGUACUUUAAGGAUCAAAGCAAAUUUACUAUCGCAUCUGUGACUAUAACCGAUUCCAGGCGGAGAGUCCUGUUAAACCUCGUCCCGAAUUCAUUUCCCUCAAGCAGGUACAUCGCCAAGCGUGAUAUCGGCGACGAGGCCCCGAUUGAAUAUAUCCAGGAUCCGGAUUCUUCCUCAUCUGCCCAGGCGCCUACGUUCCUUUUGCGGCUUUCCAAUGAAGACGAAUUAAACUUCCAUUUCACAUUCAUAUUGAGACAAACUCAAACCGGCAAUGCUACAAAUUCAACUGUUAAUGGUGUUGCGACUUCUCUCCCAGAAGUUGCUGACACUGUGGUCACGGGACUGACUUUCGCACAUGCGCCAAAUUCAAAGGAGCUAGACAACCUAAUCACUAGAGAGUUUCAUGCCAACCCCAACCUACAAAAUAAUUCAAAUGUGCAGUUUGUAGGGGAUUACUCGACUGGUGGCAGCCCAUCGGUGCAAUUUGAAUGGUCGUGGAGAUGGAAGCCACCCAAACCAGUAGAGGACAAAGGGGGCGGCUGGAGGAACAGCUGCAGCUUUUUGGAAUAUGAUCAAAGAGCGAACCGGCUAAACACACUUGCUCACUUCUCUUUUUGGGUACAGAACACUAUACGUGCCUUGCCGAGCCCACAGAUUUUUUCGCCAAGGUUAGAGCUCCACGUCCCGCCCCGACAUCGCAUUCCCUCAUCGCACUCUGUGCUUUCUCAUUCCAGCGAUGCGGAUGCAACGCCUAACCCGCAGAUCAUGCCCGGCACUCCGCCAGAGGUGGACUCCGUACCACCUCCACUCCCGGUCAAGAUUGAUCUUCCCCAUUCGCGACCCGGUGAAGACAUGAGUAUUGUUGAAGACGGUCCAUUAUUUCGAGCUACAAUGAAAGCAUUGGAACAAAGAACAGGCAAUAUGCGCGCAAAGAUAAAGAAAGUUCUCAAGAAAGCGGAGGCGGCCCAGCAGGCUCAGAAUACCUGUAAUGAUGCCGUGGAGGCCUUCUUGUCCGCACUAAACGACGCAUCAACUCCGAACGCAAAUGCGAUACAACCGGCACUUGAUCAUUAUUUCGAAAAGAUCGCGCGACAGAUCCUAAAUUACGAGAGACUCAAUACCAUUCAACUUCAGAAACUUGUCAUCGACCCGUUGAUCAAACUCUACAAUAAUGACAUAAAGCAAGCCGAGGCCAAAAAGAAAGAAUUUGAGGAAGAAAGCAGGGAUUAUUAUGCAUACGUUAGUCGCUAUCUUGGUCAACGUCAAGAUUCGCUUAAAGAGAAGAAGCGGGCGGAGAGUGACUCUAAGUACCAAGCUAAGCGUCGGAAUUUUGAGCUUAAACGCUUCGACUAUUCGUCAUUCAUGCAAGACCUUCACGGUGGACGUAAAGAGCAGGAGGUACUGUCGCAUCUUACCAAAUACGCUGAUACGCAAGCGAAAAGCUUUCUUGCAGCUUCCAAGAAAGUUGAUGAUAUGAUCCCUCAGCUAGAUGCACUUAUCCACGAGGUCAGCCAAGCAGAUAAGGAAUUUCAAUUUCAGAGGACAGAGAGGGAGGAGAAGCGAAGGGCUUUGGAAAAGAGUAGCAACAUGUAUCUUGAGCCCGAUUCGUUGAUUAACUCGAGCGUACCAUCAACGCUAUCAGGAAAUGGUAGUGGAGCCCAAAGAUCAGAAGGGGAGCUUGGACGCGCGGAUAGCACAGGAUCUCAACUGCGGAGUGUGAUUAGCAAUACCUCAACGUCGACGCAAGCUAAUGUUUCGGGCAUCGCUCCUUCAACCGGGCCAAUCGUAGCACUUGCUUCUGCAAGCUCAAGUGGUCAGCAAAGGAAGGAGGGACUGCUCUGGGCAUUGUCCCGGCCAGGAUCCCAUAUCGAUCCAAAAGGCAUUAACAAACAAGCUUGGCACAAGUUCUGGAUUGUGUUGGACCAGGGGAAACUGUCGGAGUACAGCAACUGGAAACAAAAGCUUGAUCUACAUAUGGACCCUAUUGAUCUACGAAUGGCCUCUGUGCGAGAGGCUCGAAAUGCAGAGCGAAGGUUCUGCUUCGAAGUGAUCACUCCUCAAUAUAAACGCAUUUACCAGGCAACCUCGGAGGAGGAUAUGGGCAACUGGAUCCGAGCUAUCAAUAAUGCGUUACAAAGUGCUGUUGAGGGUCGUGGAAUGUCUCCGCCACUCUCGCCCACUAACGACAGCUCCUCCAUUGGUCGAGAUAUCGGUUCUGUAUUGACUGGAAAGAGUUCUUCAUAUUCAGGCCAACAUUCCCAACCCACAGCGGCUAACGCAUCAAACAACAGUGUAACCCGCCGCACUACUGUGGGUGCACGGCCAAGCUACGUACGUGGUGAUGGCAAUGAUUUCGAGGACAAUCCCUCUAGGCUACUUCAGACAGUUCGUGAUGCUGACCAAGGCAAUAACUGGUGUGCGGACUGUGGAUCGGCGUCGAAGGUCGAGUGGGUGUCUAUUAACCUGGGAAUUAUUUUGUGCAUCGAAUGCAGCGGCAUCCACAGAUCCCUUGGAACGCAUAUAUCGAAGAUCCGAUCCCUUACCCUCGACGUGAAUUCCUUCUCAAAUGAUAUCGUUGAAAUAUUGUUGCAAAUUGGCAACCGUGUCAGCAACAUGGUUUGGGAGGCAAUGUUGGAUCAAUCUCAAAAGCCAGCAGAGACUUCAACUCGGGAGCAGCGCCUGAAAUUUAUCACUGCAAAGUAUAGUGAACGAGCUUUUACUCAGCGACUGCCUUCCCAGCUGUCACGUUUCGCAACGCCGGAUGAAACACUUCUCGCCGCGAUCAAGAAAAAUGACAUCCAAGGUGUCCUCUAUGGCAUCGCACUUCGCGCUAACGUGAAUAUCACGGAUCGUUCCCGUAACACCCAUGCGGUUUUUCUCGCUCUAGCAGCUGCUGAUCCAGCAUCCCCGGGUUCGACUUCGUCUAGGCCUAGCACAGCAAACUCGGUGAAACCCAUCCCAUUUCCUAUUGCUGAGUUACUUGUCCAAAAUGGAGCGGAGAUUCCAUCCCAACCUCCUCCUAUUCCCCUGUCGCCUGCUGCUCAGCUAUAUCUGAGCCAACGCACCGCAAGAGUACCCGCAUUCAACACAUCGGCUGCACCUGUAUCAGGUAAACUUACCGCUGACAGCCUGGGCACACUGCCCAGCAUUCGAGGACCAGGUGGUGAUAAUCCCAUAUCAUCUUCUCACGGGCCGAGCUCUUUAGAUAGCAAAGAGCGUGAAAGACUACAUAAAAGAGGAAGCGCCGGUGCCAGAUUCGCAGGAAAAGUAGCCUCUCUAGGUAUCGAUCGAUGAAACUUUAUUUGCAUUAUUGAUUUCGCUCUUCAUCUGCUCUACUAUCAUUUCUCAGUGGAUUGGCCCUUAAUAUUAAUUAUAGAUAAUGAGGCUCAAGUGGGCAUGACGUGAUGUUAGGACUCGGGUUCGGACGGUUUAUGUAUCCAUUUUCUGGAGGACAUCAAUUCAAAUGACUGGCUUUUACCUGUUUCGUCUAAUGUGCAUUCAUUUAUAUGAUGUCUAUCAUGUUUUCUCCUUGAUUGUUCAUAUUUCGCUUCAUCUCACGGUUGGUCCCGUCCCUCCUCCUUGUUUUCUCCUUUCCUUCAGACUUUGUUCCCUAUGCAUCCUCUAGUGCAGGAUAUAUGUGACUUGCACAGCAACUUUUUUCUUUUUUUUCUCAUUUAUAUACCAUCUCAGCUCGUUUCAGUAUUAAACCCCCUACCCCUUUUGAGUAUUCAUGAUUUUGGUUGCCCUUACAUUGUAUAUAUAUAUGUACCUACACUGUCGGUUAACUGGCAGUGUAUCCCCGUACCUUCAUGUGUUACUAAGGAAUAGUAUCACAUUAUGAUACGAUUGGUAUUGUAUGGUCAAUAAUGUUUGAUUUCCUCUCC
Aspergillus alliaceus is the source of this 3923-nucleotide messenger RNA. Its product is annotated as putative ARF GTPase activator (Csx2). The transcript is spliced from 5 exons. Gene Ontology annotation, biological process: intra-Golgi vesicle-mediated transport. Gene Ontology annotation, cellular component: cytoplasm; endosome; trans-Golgi network. Gene Ontology annotation, molecular function: protein binding; GTPase activator activity. The record is from RefSeq and is a predicted model, not a curated record. NCBI's taxonomy places the organism in Eukaryota, Fungi, Ascomycota, Eurotiomycetes, Eurotiales, Aspergillaceae. The coding region runs from base 1 to 3333 and encodes 1110 amino acids.